AUGGGAGCCUGGGCCUAUCUCAUCUCAACCUUGGUUCCAUUUGAUAUGUCUCCUUCUCUUGGCAGUAGAAGCAUCCUGCUUGGGAAUUCACUGUGCUGGUUCAUUUUUGGCCCUCAGGUGGAUAUCCUUGAGCUUAAUCUUGACAGACAGAGCCUAGCCGUGAUCGAGGUGCCACCACAUGCCUACGCCAACCAUCAGGGACUUUAUUUGAGUACUCUCGGUGGCACGCUUGGUUUCAUCGUCAUGUCGGAAUCCUACAAAGCACAACUAUGGGAGAGGACGACUGAUUUUGACGGUGUUGCUGGGUGGAUGCCGGGACAGACUAUCGAGUUGCGCAGGCUUCUCCCUCUGAAAUCAGGGGAGUGGAUCAAAAGAGUAAUGUUUAUUGCUGGGGAUGAAUCUGAUAAUGUGGCAUUUCUGUCAACAUCUAGGGGCAUGUUCAUGGUCCAUCUCGAGUCAUUGCAGUUUGAGGAGAUCUUUAAAAGCAACCCUGAUAAUCGGCUGUCCACUAUCUAUCCAUAUCCAUUCAAAAGUUUCUUUGCUGCUGCUGCUGCAGGACUUAGUGAUCUUGAUGGUCGGGGACAAGGUGAAGGUGGAGCAGGCGGCACAACACAUCAAUUAGAAUACUGA
Molecule: messenger RNA, 630 nt
Organism: Triticum turgidum subsp. durum (durum wheat)
Lineage: Eukaryota; Viridiplantae; Streptophyta; Magnoliopsida; Poales; Poaceae
Source: the annotation of a GenBank genome assembly